AUGCUUACAGAAAAGUGCUUGGGAUUUGUUUAUUCUGGACUAUGUCUCUGGGCAUCCUUGUUCCUGUCUGUCUUUAAAGUCUCUCAGCAGGGUGAAAGCCAGAGACGCUUGUACAGAGAACUGCUGAGAAAUUACAAUCGUCUUGAACGACCAGUAGUGAAUGACUCCCAACCCCUUGUAGUCGAGCUCCAGCUUUCUUUGCUGCAGAUAAUUGACGUGGAUGAGAAGAAUCAGGUGUUGAUCACAAAUGCUUGGCUGCAGAUGUACUGGGUUGAUGUUUACCUGUCUUGGGAUCAGUAUGAAUACCCAGGGGUGCAGAACUUGCGAUUUCCAGCCGACCAGAUUUGGGUACCAGACAUUCUUCUGUAUAACAGUGCGGAUGAAAGAUUUGAUGCCACAUUUCACACAAAUGUGCUGGUGAAUUACUCUGGAUCCUGCCAAUAUAUUCCUCCAGGCAUUUUGAAGAGCACAUGUUACAUUGAUGUCCGCUGGUUCCCCUUUGAUGUGCAGAAGUGUGAUUUGAAGUUUGGCUCCUGGACUCACAGUGGCUGGUUGAUUGACCUGCAGAUGCUUGAGGCUGAUAUUUCCAACUACAUCUCAAAUGGGGAAUGGGAUUUAGUGGGUGUCCCAGGAAAGAGGAAUGAGAUGUACUAUGAAUGCUGUAAAGAACCAUACCCAGACGUGACGUACACCAUCACCAUGCGCCGACGCACCCUCUACUACGGGUUGAACCUGCUCAUUCCCUGCGUUCUCAUAUCUGGGUUGGCACUGCUUGUUUUCCUUUUGCCAGCUGAUUCAGGGGAGAAGAUUUCUUUAGGUAUUACUGUCCUGCUUUCCCUGACUGUAUUCAUGCUGCUUGUGGCUGAGAUCAUGCCUGCAACUUCUGACUCAGUCCCACUAAUAGCUCAGUAUUUUGCUAGCAUCAUGGUUAUCGUUGGUCUGUCUGUGGUGGUAACAGUGCUGGUUCUGCAGUUUCACCAUCAUGACCCACAAGCAGGAAAGAUGCCCAAAUGGGUCCGUGUCAUCCUGCUGAAUUGGUGCGCUUGGUUUUUACGAAUGAAAAAACCCGGGGAAAAUAUAAAGCCACUUUCUUGCAAAUAUAGCUAUCCCAAGCACCAUCUGAGCGUAAACAGCAUGGAGAUGAAUGUCCUACCUGGGCACCAGUCCAGCAAUGGCAACACGAUCUAUAGCUACCAUGCGAUGGAUAAUCCAUGCUGCUCCCAGAAGAAUGAUCUGGGUAGCAAGAGCGGAAAGAUUACUUGCCCCUUACCAGAAGAUACUGAGCUCGUUCAGAAGAAAGCUUUAAUGGAUACUAUUCCGGUGAUUGUGAAGAUCCUGGAAGAAGUUCAGUUCAUAGCAAUGCGCUUCAGGAAACAAGAUGAGGGUGAAGAGAUCUGCAGUGAGUGGAAGUUUGCAGCUGCUGUGAUAGACAGAUUAUGCCUGGUUGCAUUUACCCUUUUUGCCAUCAUUUGCACAUUUACAAUACUCAUGUCUGCUCCAAACUUUAUAGAAGCUGUUUCAAAGGAUUUUGCAUAA
Messenger RNA from Gymnogyps californianus (California condor), 1536 nucleotides. RefSeq names its product neuronal acetylcholine receptor subunit alpha-7-like. Lineage: Eukaryota; Metazoa; Chordata; Aves; Accipitriformes; Cathartidae. Gene Ontology annotation, cellular component: neuron projection; synapse; postsynaptic membrane. The coding region runs from base 1 to 1536 and encodes 511 amino acids. The record is from RefSeq and is a predicted model, not a curated record. The transcript has 10 exons. Gene Ontology annotation, biological process: signal transduction; nervous system process; chemical synaptic transmission. Gene Ontology annotation, molecular function: acetylcholine-gated monoatomic cation-selective channel activity; transmembrane signaling receptor activity.